Molecule: messenger RNA, 1122 nt
Organism: Emiliania huxleyi CCMP1516
Lineage: Eukaryota; Haptophyta; Isochrysidales; Noelaerhabdaceae
Exons: 6
Coding region: 1-1122 (373 amino acids)
Molecular function (GO): protein binding
Source: RefSeq, a predicted model, not a curated record
AUGCGCCUCGCCCACCUGCGCAAGGCGCCCGAGGAGCGGCGGCUCGCCGAGGUCGCGACGUGCUACGAGCUGCUCUCUCAGAUCUACCUCAUGAAUCACCGCAUCCGGCUCGCCGACUACUGCGCGCGCCGCUCGCUCGCCCUCGGCCUCCGCCUCGCCUCGCUCGCGCCGGUCGUGGCGCGCGCGUACGCCGACCUGCUCGCGGUGACGGCGGCGACGGGCGGCUCGCGCCGCGCGGUUGCGUACUACAAGGCGCAGGCGCUCGGGUCGUGCCGCCAGCUGGGCGAGUACGCGCAGCUCGCCUUCACGCUCCUCGCGGUCGGCAUCCACGACGCCGCCUCCGCGCGCUGGGCGGCCGCGCGCGACAACCUCUCCCGCGCGCGCGAGAUUGUGCACGGGCUCAAGGACCGCCGGCUGUGGGAGGACGUCGUCUCGCACCGCGGCCACCUCGAGUUCUACGCGGGCGACUUUGCGGCCUCGCUCGAGUGCUACCAGGCGGCGCUCGAGUCGGCCGAGGCGCGCGCGGACAAGCAGAUGAUCAACCGGUGCCAGUCGGGCAUCGCCGCCGUCAACCUCGCCUCGAACCGCACCGCCGAGGCCCACGCGAUCCUCAAGGAGACCAACUCGUACGGCCAGCUCGCCCUCUGCCUGCUCCGGAUGGGCGACGAGGAGGGCGCGCUCGGGUACGCGCUCAAGGUCAAGGACCGCUUCAAGGGGCCGCGCACAAAGUACUACGUCCUCAAGGCCUUCGCCUCCACGGCCGAGGCAGUCAGCAUCGCCUCGCGGCUUGGCAUGGCGUACGAGCGCGCGCUCGGCCUGGAGCGGUGCGCCCAGUUCCUACGCGACCUCGGCAUCAACCCGGGCGCCGAGGCCGGGGGGCGGAGUCGCUCGCUCGGGAGCGGAGCGGUCGGCGGCCGAGCUGGAGCGGGGGACUUCGACGCCGUCGGCCUCGACACCCACGCUGACGCCGCACUUGGCGAGGCCUCCUCCCCUGUUAUGAGGAGCGGGGGCAUGCGGCACACAAGCGCGUGUGUAUGCUGCUCCCAGGCCUCGUGGCUCGUCAGCUUGUUGCUCAUGUUCAUGCGGUGCAUUCACUCACACCACCGCAGUACAAUCGAUUGA